This is a messenger RNA of Clonostachys byssicola, 924 nucleotides long. The record is from the annotation of a GenBank genome assembly. Lineage: Eukaryota; Fungi; Ascomycota; Sordariomycetes; Hypocreales; Bionectriaceae.
AUGGACAGCCUGUUCAACCUCGCCGCGUUUGCCAUUGUUUUCGUCCCCAUCGUCUAUUGGUUCGUGGCCCGCCUCGUCCAGUCGAGAUUCCCCCAGCUACGCGGCAAACGCAUCUGCCUGCUUAUCGCCCACCCCGACGACGAAGCCAUGUUCUUCUCACCGACCGUUCUCGGUCUUACUCGUCCCGAGACAGGCAACCAUGUCAAGAUUUUGUGUUUGAGUACCGGGAACGCCGACGGUUUGGGCGAAACUAGAAGGAAAGAGCUUGUUAAGAGCGGCAUGCUGCUUGGGCUCAGGAGCGAGGACGAUAUCUUUGUCUUGGACAACCAGUACAAUCUUGAGCCAACCUCGACUUCGCCCCACGACAGACGUGACUUCCCAGACUCGAUGACUACCAAGUGGGAUCACCAAAAGAUCUCUAUCCUCCUCUGCAGCGCCGUCGCUCCCAAUCUCGCCCGCCAACGAGCGAAUCCCGACGCCGCUCCUACCUCCAGCAUUGACGUGCUUGUCACUUUCGACAACUCUGGUGUUUCCUCCCACCCGAACCACAUCUCUUUGUACCACGGUGCGCGUACAUUUAUAUCCGCCCUUGUCGAAGGGAAGAGCGAAUUCCCCUGCCCGGUGGACCUAUACACGCUGACCUCGGUGAACUUCUUCCGCAAGUACUCCUCAAUCGGUGAUGCCCUGACGACCUUGUUGCUCUGGGCGAUCGGCCCCAAGAACGACAAGGGGGGCCACCCAAAGAGCCUCUUGCUAAUGAACACUCUGUUUGGGGAGGGUGCGUCGCGGGGAACGGCCUGCAAGGCGAUGACGGAUGCGCACAAGAGCCAGAUGGUCUGGUUCCGCUACGGAUGGAUAUUCCUGAGUAGGUACAUGAUGAUUAAUGAACUCCGACUGGAGCACCUCGAACGCGCAAGCAAGUAG